AUGAGAUGUAUUAAAAACUGUAUAUACUUUUUAUUUAUUUUUAUUAUUAUUUCUAAAGUUAAUUCGAGCGAUGACGAAUAUCGAUUAUUGAAUGAUUUGCGAGAAGGGUAAGAAACAUUGGAAACUUAUUUCUACAUAAAUACAUAUAACGGCAUUUCAGAUAUGAUCCAAUCGAAAGGCCAGUUGUGAAUCAUCACAAACCUAUCGAAGUUAAAUUUCGACUACUUUUACAACAAUUAGUUGAUGUUGAUGAGAAAAACCAAUUGAUUACAUUAGUUGCGUGGAUACAGUAUAAAUGGAGUGAUUAUAAAUGGAAAUGGGAUCCGGAAGAAUACGGUAUUUUAUUUAUAUUCGGAAAAAUGACAAGAACAAAUUUUGGAAUUUAUCAAACUUGAAAAAUUUAAUUUUUUUUUGGAAAAAAUUAACCCAAUUCUAGGAAAUAUAACAAAACUUCAAAUUCCUCACGGAGUUCUAUGGAAGCCAGAUAUUCUACUUUUCAACAGUGCAAAUGAACAUUUCGAUUCUUCUUUUCCUGUGAACAUGGUUGUUUCGAAUAAUGGAAGUGUUUUAUUUGCACCGCCUGGUAAGAUUCUCUGAAAAUUCUCUAAAAAUUCUCUAAUAAAAAUUCUAGGAAUAAUGCAAAUUUCCUGUUCUCUAACAAUGACUUGGUUUCCGUAUGAUGAACAAGUUUGCUAUUUGAAGUUUGGAUCGUGGACUUAUGCUGAUAAAAUAGAUUUGCAAAUUGAUGAUUUUGGUUUGGACGAUAUUCAUAAGAUGGAUCUUAGUUAUUAUGUUCCAAAUGGUGAAUUCGAUUUACUCGCAACUCCAGCCAAACGAAUUCAAACAACUUUUGAAAACGAAACAUAUAUUGAAUUGUAUUUUCAUCUACAUUUGAAGCGACGAGUUCUCUAUUAUGGGAUUAAUUGGAUUCUACCAUCGGUUUUGAUUUCUUUGAGUAAUAUUCUGGGUUUCACAAUGCCACCAGAAUGUGGAGAAAAAAUUACACUUCGUAAGUUUCAAUUUUGAAGGGGUGCUAAAUUUGAUCUACGGUAAUCCAGUUUUUUAUGCCGAAAAAAUACCAAUAUUUUUGUUAAACCUAAAUUUUCUGGCGCCAAUUUUUGAGCUACAGUACCUUAGAUUCUUAUGCUGGGAAAGGAUCUAAAAAUUCUGUAGAUCAUUUUUGGUGCCAAAUUUUUGAGCUACAGCACCCCACCCCAUGUUUGGGUAGUAAAUUACACUCUGCGAACCUCCACACAAUAUCUGAUAAAUUUCAGAAAUCACGAAUCUCUUAUCAGUCACUGUAUUCCUCGGAAUGGUCGCUGAAGUAACACCUCCAACAUCAGAAUCAAUUCCAGUCAUCGCCGCAUUUUUCUCACUAUCAAUUGUUAUUUUAGGAUUAUCAAUUUUCGCAACUCUAAUCAUAAUCAAUAUAUUUUUCCGACAUCCACGUUCACAUGUAAUGGGAGAAUGGACACAUUUUAUAUUUCUAGAAUGGCUUCCUUGGUUAUUAUUAAUGAGUCGACCAGAACAUACAUUUAAGAAACCGAAAAAAUCGAAAAGAAAUGAAACAGAUGAAGAAAAUGGAAAUGGUGAUGAAGAAAAACAAAGUAUUUAUGAAUCAGCAGAAAAUCAUGUUAGACCAAGAUUAUUGAUAAAUAGUCAAGUAUUUAAUGAGCCAGCAAUUCAAUGUUUGGAAGAUAUUAUAACUCUUUUGAGGAAAUUUCAGGUACGAUUUAAAAAAAAAGAAAAAAAAACUUCGAGAAUUUAAUUUCUUGUCGAUCCUGGCACACAAAUUCAAAUUUCGACACGUGGAUUUCCCGAAAAUUGGGAAGCCAAAAAUUACCUAGUAAAAUCAAUCACCCAAAAAUCUACUAGAAAACUUUUUUCAACAAAAAUUCCUAAUUUUUCAGACAAAAUUAGAAGAAGACGAAGAAGAAGAGGAACAAAUAAUGAAUUGGAGAUUUAUGGCAAUGGUUAUCGACAGACUUUCAUUAUUCCUAUUCACCGCUUUGAUUUUAGGCACUACUGGUAUUGUAUUUCUAGCAACACCCAAGCUAUUUUCAGCCGAUCCAAUUAUAGAUGUUUGA
Caenorhabditis angaria is the source of this 2087-nucleotide messenger RNA. The record is from the annotation of a GenBank genome assembly. NCBI's taxonomy places the organism in Eukaryota, Metazoa, Nematoda, Chromadorea, Rhabditida, Rhabditidae.